AUGGUUCACGGAGGCAUGGACGGAUAUGAUUGGCUCCAGCAUUUUCUUCCAGCCGAUACUCAAACCGGCCACGACCCCAGUUCUGACAAUGAGACUCAUGAAACACAUCCGGCAUUUCACGAUGCGGAGGAGGUGGCUAAAGCGGCCGUUAUGCACCAGCAGGCACAGAAGACAUAUAUGUUAAUGAGGUCAACCUAUCCUAAUCAUGCCUCGAAUCCCUCUCAGGCGUACUCGCAAGCCUCGGGUGAACAGUAUGGAGGAAAUGAACACCAACGAAAUAGCAAUAUUCAAUCCAAAAAUGCUCCUUAUGGCCCCUCUGAAUACCAAACAGAUCGCUCUCGCAAUAUAACUCAACGGCCAAAUCCCUUCUCUCUGUCCCAACAAGACUUGGAUGCUCUGGCACGUCAGGAUGCAUAUCGCCGCGGCCAAAGUCCUGUCGGGCCCCCGCAGAGACCUUCUAACUCCAGAAUCGACAGCCUCUACACAGAGAACGAGCUAACCCAUGGCACAGGCUGUGUCCACAUCACGAAGCCCGUAUCAGGGCUACUCGGCAACCCCAAAUCAGAAUUCCCAGAUGUCGAUGCAGCGAAUGCUCAAGGAUCAUCUCACCAGAAUGCGCCGCGAAGCUCCUACUCGAUGGGUGCUGAGGUCGACACCGCUUUGGUCUCACCGAAGGGAUUCAAAACCUCAGCGGCACGCAGCACGAUUGAAUCUCGCCAUUCGAUCACACCAGCCACGAGCACUCGGGAGGCUUCCAAUCUGCCAGCACAGGGUCCGUCUACAAAUUCCGCGAGGUCAAACCCAAUUUCGCCUUUACCCCCAUUUCGCAAUCAAGAUCAUGUGCAAUCAGCCGUACCAACAGCGCCUGAUAGGGUUCGCAGCCCCGCAACAUUCCAGCCUGUCUCAACCCGCAGUCCUUCUGUUUCUUUUGUCUCUUCUGCCCAUACACAGGCAUCAAACCAGACAAACCAGCAGCCUCCGAUCUCCCAACAAAACGAACAGAGCACGCCAGUGGUAUCCCCAGCCUCUGUGUCAUUCACUCCCCCUGUGGCCUCUCAUACGGGGCGCAACUCUUCGUAUACUUCAGGUCCUCGACGAGGUACAUUUUCUGACUCGACCGUGGCACAGCAGCCUACUGCUGGGAAUACGCAGUCGCGGGGUCACCCACUGCCGAUACCACCGCCCCAUCAGCAAAAACGGUGGGCUCCAUCCCAAGAUCAUUCUCAUGGUUCUAUACCACCCGCGAAGAUGCGACGGUUGGACAAUGGUGGAAGUCAAACAAUGACUCCCCGAAACGACCCAUCUGCAGGUAGCUCGGUACCAGGGACCCAAGUUCCUAUGGUACAUGCUCGGCCUCGAGGCCUUGACAAGAAUCGUGACCACGUAGUCCAGCCGAUAAGACAGAGCGAUUUACUGCGAAAGCAAUCCUAUAAUCCCGCCACUAUCGCGCGGGAUAUACUGGUUUCUGCAGGAAAGCACCCGACGGAAAAGCCUCUAAAUCAUCGUCUUGAAGCGCUACGCCUUCAUCUUACCAAAGCCGACAUAAUCGCAGACCUGGCGACGAUUCGUUGGGACCUGGUGGACGUCAAGCCUCAAGUCGGUCGCAUGCCUCCGGUCUCUGCACUCCAAAUGCCACCUCUACCACCUCCUCAUUCCCCACCACUUCCCACUGAUUCUCAACCACUUCCCACUCAUUCCCGACCACUUCCUACUCAUUCUCGACCACUUCCUCAUCCUCAACCACCGCAAAUGCCACCUCUUCGACCACCUCAUCCUCAACCGCUGCAAGCAGAUCAGCAAUUACUCCCGCGUGCUACAUCAAAUCACGUGAUUGCACGUGACCACGCAUCGCUGCCGUCGCGUGACACACCGCCAAACCGUCAAGUCGCAACGCCGGAAAGUAUCGACGCGCGCGCUCCUGGGGGUUGGGCUCCACCAAAAUCCCCGCCGCCGCAACCGCAGCUACCACCACAACAGCGACCACCCUUGACCACAAAGAGUGCAGCUCCACCAAAAUCCCCACCGGCCAGAAAACAAGCGACCCCCCAAUCUAUAACGCAGCCUACACCUCAAGGGCAGACUGUCAAGAGCCAGUCAGACUCUAAUCGGACUGUCAAAUCCCCAGAGGCAAGGCGUCUUUCGCAGCCACAAGUUGUUAUCCCUCUAUCACCCAAGAUGGCACCGAAGAGAAGACCAGGGCGACCUCCCAGGAGCGUGGCGAACAAUGUUGAAGUUGCUAUCCCCCGUGAACAGCCCGUGCAUUAUCAAAUAUUCCCAUGCAAGUGGGAGGAAUGCAUUGCAGAACUUCACAACCUUGACUCAGUCCGGGCCCACAUUGUGAAAGUUCACAUCCCACACUCUCUUGUGUGCAAAUGGGAAGACUGUGACAAUAAGACACCAAUGGCUGCAGCCGAUAUGUUUAGGCAUUUGUCGAGCGAGCACAUUUCCAAAAUGGCUUGGGCGCUUGGAGAUGGACCAAAAGUACCAGUAACUGCGGAAAUUCAAUCGAAUCACCCUUCAGUUAUGGGUGACCGGAGUGCCCGCAAAGGGACCAUGAUCUUGCCAGUGGAACAGAUCGCAGUCGAGGCCUUUAGCAAGGUCCAUGGGAAAUCGACGAUUAAGACCAAGGCGCAAGCCCUGCUCGAAGCUGGCCGACACUGGAAACAGCAGAUUGGGCCUGAGAUGGACUGGAGUGACCGUCGUCUGUCGACACCGGCGCGGCAGAAUAAUGUACACUGUGGGGAGAUGGCAUUUAUUGCGGAUGAUUGA
Penicillium psychrosexuale is the source of this 2769-nucleotide messenger RNA. Its product is annotated as putative C2H2 finger domain protein. The transcript has 5 exons. The record is from RefSeq and is a predicted model, not a curated record. NCBI's taxonomy places the organism in Eukaryota, Fungi, Ascomycota, Eurotiomycetes, Eurotiales, Aspergillaceae. The coding region runs from base 1 to 2769 and encodes 922 amino acids.